Molecule: messenger RNA, 896 nt
Organism: Malus domestica (apple)
Lineage: Eukaryota; Viridiplantae; Streptophyta; Magnoliopsida; Rosales; Rosaceae
Source: RefSeq, a predicted model, not a curated record
UUGUAAUCCCUUCGUGGCCCUUCAAAUCUCCGCCAUGGUAAAUGCUUUUUGCUGUUUCUAAACCAGAGCUUCAAUUACCAAUCCCAUGGCUGCAAUUGCAGCAGGGCUAUCUUCAUGGUCAUCAUCCAAGCCCUCCCUGAUUCCUUCCCAGCACCAAAUAUCAUCACCAUCAUCAUCUAAUAAGGUUGACGCUAAGCCUUGGAGCCUCUCCAUCACCAGCAGUUUAAAAGAAGAUAUAAAAAUCCAGUACCCAAUCUCCACAACAAAACAAUGCCCAAAUACUCAGAAACACUUGAAUGCCACCCUGAGAAGCCCAAGAGGCUUUGGACCCUCCCCAAGGAAAAAGAAAAAGAUCACCGAGAAGCCGAAGAAGACCCGAAACAAUGACAGCGACGAUGACGACGACGACGACGACGAUGAAGAUGAAGAUGAGGAGGAAGGAGAGGAAGGAGUGAUACCGGAGAUCGUGACCAACAGGAUGAUUGGAAGGAUGGGAUUCACAGUUGGGCUUCCAUUAUUUUUGGGCCUCUUGUUUUUCCCUUUCUUUUACUAUUUGAAAGUUGGCCUGAAAAUUGAUGUGCCCACGUGGGUGCCCUUCAUUGUGUCAUUUGUCUUCUUUGGGACAGCCCUAUUGGGGGUCAGCUAUGGGAUUGUGUCCUCCAGCUGGGAUCCUAUGAGGGAAGGCUCCCUCUUGGGUUGGACUGAAGCUCAGAAAAAUUGGCCUGUCUUUUGGCAGUCCCUUCGUGGUGGUGGAUCGAAAAAGGACUAAGCACCACAAGUACGAGUUACAACUUACAACUAAAUUUACAGUCAUCGUUGUAGCAUCGUCUUCUUACUCGUACAGUCAAUUUUGAAAUAUUUUUAAUCUUUUCUUAUUACAAACUAUUGUUUCUUUU